This is a messenger RNA of Funneliformis caledonium, 129 nucleotides long. Lineage: Eukaryota; Fungi; Glomeromycota; Glomeromycetes; Glomerales; Glomeraceae. The record is from the annotation of a GenBank genome assembly.
AUGUGUUUUAUAAAUAGUUUAUCACAGCUAUUGAUGUUUGAUACUAUGUCCUCAGUUUUAAAUGUCUGUACUGGUCCAUACUAUAUAUAUAGUAUGAACCAGUACAGACAUUUAAAACUGAGGACAUAG